This is a messenger RNA of Saccharomycodes ludwigii, 1833 nucleotides long. It is a transcript of the gene APC9, whose product is annotated as anaphase promoting complex subunit 9. The record is from RefSeq and is a predicted model, not a curated record. Bases 1 to 1833 code for a protein of 610 amino acids. NCBI's taxonomy places the organism in Eukaryota, Fungi, Ascomycota, Saccharomycetes, Saccharomycodales, Saccharomycodaceae. The transcript has a single exon.
AUGAUUGACAAAAAUGACACCAACAGCAUAGGUAAUGUCCAACAAGAAGAUGCUAACAACGGACAAUUAAAUAACGAUGGUAACAUUAACAACCAUGUUUUACCAUUUACACCUUGGAAAACACCAAAACAUCAUAUUUUACCGGAUAAAACGCCAAGCAAUCCACCUUUAAUUUCACCAAAUUUAAUGGCUGUAAGAUCUAUUGAAGCCAUAGAGCAAAAAUAUAAGUUGAACAAUGUUAAAGGCCAUAAGUUGUUUGAUUAUGCACCAGAUACGAAAACUACGAGCACACAAGAGAAUAUGAAUAAAAAAAGAUCCAUAAAAAACAAGAAAAAUUUAAACCACCCAAUAAUAGCUAAUAAAACUGUCCCGUUGUGUGAAGAAAAUGAAAGUUAUUUAACAGAUAAUGCUGAUACUACUACUACCAUUGAUAUCAAUGACGAUGAAGAAGAACGAAAACAAAAUGAUACUAGUCAACUAGAGUUUAAUCCUGGUGUAUACGACUACCGUUGUUUGUACAAUUUGAAACCAUUAUCGAUGAAUAGACAGGAAGAGUUUUUACAAAUUGAAAGAGCCAUGCAUUGUAGAAUUUUUCAUGAAAAUAAACACAAGGAGAGCAUAGAUUUUAGACCUGAUUUACAGAUUUUUUGUUGUGAUGAAGAUUAUACAGAAUAUUUAAAUGAUCAGAAAAAAAGACAGAAUUCUAUUGAUUUCAAAACCGAUUAUCCUGUAGAACCUCUAACUAACUCAGAAUCUAGUGGCGACCAUGAUAUUUUACAAGUAAAUAAAGAUAGAUCAUAUUUUGGAAGGAGAGAAAGAUCGGAAGUUAAUGGUUUACAAGGUGAAACACCUAUUAUUGACCAUAGUAUUUUAAAUAGGCGACUUUUCGAGAAAGCAAAAGAUUUUACGACUCCUAUUUCCAAAUACAUAGGACUAUCUUUAAAAUCAAGCUCAUCGAGAAAUAGAAGUAAUAGUUUAAAAAAUAGACACAGCUAUACACGUGAAGAGAAAGAAGAAGAAAAAGAAGUUGAAGAAGUUGACGAAGAAGAAGAGGAAGGAGAAACAGAAAAAGAAAAAGAUGAUGAUAUUGAGGAACAGGACAUUUGUAACGUCAAUGCUAAUAAUGGAGAUGAUAAUAUUUUAGUAUCAAUAUCAGGUGUCUCAAAUUUGGAAUUACAAGAUUAUAUUUCAAAAAAAUUUGAAAAAUAUAGUGCAGAAAAGAAAAUAAAAAAUAGUUUUAUUAAUUGCAAUAGCAAAAACACCGAUGAUAACGAAUUGACAUUUAGAAAAUUUUCUUCAAAAUCCAUAAACAGGUUGAAAAUUAAUAAAAAAGGAGAUUAUGGGUCUCACAGAAUUAUGAAUAUUCAUGGUGAUUCUUAUAAUAAAGGCAAUAAACAAGUUUACCGGUUAUUAUCGUUUUUAAAUGAUUUGAAGCCAAAGUAUUUGAAUGAGUUACAGGUUUAUUUUAAUGAAUCUACCCCUACUUCUCAACCAGCCAUGAAUAAGAAUGACAAUUAUCACAGCAUAUUACCUAAUUCUUCAACUUCUGAAUCAAAGUUUUUGAACAGAGAAUUUGGCUCAAUAACCAAUAUUCUAAGUAAGAUAGAGCUACAAGAGCAGUACAAAAUAUAUAUUAGAGAAACUGAAAUUUUGAAUAAGCUGAGGAAAAAUAAGUUUAUCAGUAAAUCAGUUUUAUUUGAACGCGACAAUGAUGAUAAUGGAGAGAAUAGUGGUAUUCGAGAUAUCAAAAAUGUCGCUGAUUUAGACAAAAUAGUGGCUAAUAUUAGAGAUCAGUGUCAGAGCAUUUGGUAUACAGAUUCUAUAAUUUUUUAA